GUGAAACUGCACGAAGGCCAACCGAGACGAAAUUGAAGACGUACCAAAAACCUUUUUAAUUGAGACAUUUAGGAAAUCGGGACGACAACUCGUGUCUUGUUCUAUCCAGCCAGACGCGGGACGGGUCCGAGCGAGAGAAUAGGGCGUUACUGAUGACUGGAUAAAGUGGAUAUUUCGUCUUCUUCUUCUGUUUUCUGGGAGUGACUGUUUUUUUCUCUCAGGAUGGCCGAGACGGUGAGGAUGUCGAGAUACGGAGAUCAUCAAAUAAAGAAGAAUCGCAAGAUGGGUGAAUAUAACACCUUCAUCUACAUAGACACCAAAGAGACCAAAGAGGCUAUGACAUCCCUAAUCAAUCCUUCCUACGAUAGUAACGCUAUCUCGCCGGCCGAUCAAGUCAACGCAAACACAACCACCACCAGCAACUCACUGUCCAACAAGCUUAGCGAUGCUCUGGAGAACGACAACAAAUCCUUAGGCCUGUCCCUGGACGAAGCCCUCAUAAAUACCAAUCUCACCUUCGAGUUCGACAACGGCGGAUCCAAGAGGAACUCCGGCUCGGAGAAGAGUCGAACCAAGUACGCCUCCACGGACCUCUCCACGAUGGGGAUCGGAAACCCUUUGGAAGCGUUGGUUGACAGCGACGGAGAGCUGGAUGAGAGACUCACCGUCGCUGACGACAACAUCCUGAGAGAGAGGAACAAGAAGAAAGCGGAAGCCAUGUUCGCUGACAUUGAUUUUAUAGACGACGGUGAAGAAGAUGAUUAUGAAGAUGAUGAGGAUGAGGAGGAGGAAGACGAGCAGGAGAUGAGAAACGAGGAUGAAUCAUCGAAAGACUGCGGGCGGGAAAAGGACUCUAAGAGAAUGAAAAUGUUGGACAAGCUGGAUGGAGAAGACAGAGAAGAACCUAAGGAUCCCGAUGCCGAUCUGGUCUCCCCCGAGGAGGAGGUCCGCGCCGCCAACUUGGGAGGCUUCCUCCGUUACUACGCAAACCUAGAAUCCAUUGCAAAGGGUCGGAUGGAGAACCCGGAUGAUGAGACAGCCUCCAUUAACGGGAGCAUCAGUGACUCGGACGAUGAGAGUGAGAUCAGAGAAGGAUUAUACGAACCUCCCCAGCACGCCACCCCUUAUGAUUCCGGUCCUUCGACCAUGGAUGAUGACAGCACUGACUGCGAGUCCACAUACGAGAUGCUUUACAACAGUUUCGGACUCCGUGUCCAGGAGGAAGGCUUUUCAAAAGAACUCCUCUCGCCGACAAACGGACAGCACGAUCACGGCUACGUGAGCGAAACCUCCAUAGACGACAAAGCUUCUCCCAUCAAACGUCCUGGUGUGCUGCUUCGGGAAGGAAGCAAACCAUCUCUGAGUACUCUGAUCGAGGACUCGAGGAGCUCGGACAAAGUAUCGCUGGACGACGAAGCUGAGUCUGGAGUUGAGAGUACCCCUGAACCCAAGACCAACAAAGACCCGCUUAAGAAGAGCACCUUGCAGAAGCCAACAUCUUUGCCUCCUGGAUGGAAGGAGGUUGCUGAUAUGAGAGGCACGUACUAUUGGCAUGUACCUAGCGGCACCACCCAGUGGAAUCCACCGUCGCCUGUGAAUGGUGAAUCUUCCACUAGUCCACCAAGGAAGCCUGCAAGAUCGCUGGAGAGGUUGAACACAGAAUCGGAGAGUCAGGAUGGAGGAGACGGGGAUAACAGCUUGAAGGACUUUCAGCAGUCCACAAUACGCUACGCUAACCUCAAACUGGGACCAGGCUCAGAGAAAGAUCCAGAACCACCGACAUCAAAAGAAAAGAGCCCGAGGGGUAUCCGCUUCCACGUCCGCUCCUUGGGAUGGGUGGAGAUGGAGGACUCAGAUCUCUCGCCGGGCAAGAGCAGCCUGGCGGUCAAUAACUGCAUCCGACAACUGUCCUACCGAAAGAAUGACAUCAGGGACACAGCUGGAAUCUGGGGAGAGGGCAAAGACAUGUACAUGGUUCUGGAGGAUGAAUAUUUGAAAUUGACAGACCCUAACGACGGAACGAUACUUAAUUCUCAACAUGUCUGCAGCAUCAGAGUCUGGGGAGUUGGUCGUGAUAAUGGAAGAGAAAGGGAUUUCGCUUAUGUUGCCCGAGACAAGGUGACCAAGCGUUACAAAUGUCAUGUAUUCCGCUGUGACAUUCCAGCCAAGGCCAUUGCCAACGCUCUGCAUGAGAUCUGCGCCAGGGUGAUGAGCGAGAGACAAAAGGGUCACACCAUCUCCAUGGUAACACAGGGUCAGAUGAUCCAGCAGCAGCAACAGCAGCAGCUUAUGCAAAUGAGGAGCAUCUCAUUGGAUAGUAAUAAGGAAGGCAUUCCAACAAGUGUUGAUUUCCCAACUCCAAAGGCUGAGCCAAUAACAGUAUUCCGAGCUCACUAUGUUGGUUCAACGAUGGUCUCAAGGCAUGGUGGAAUGGAGUUACUGAACACAGCAAUCAAUAAAGUAGUUGAAGAAAUACCGGAGGACCAAUGGACGCCAUCAAGAAUUGAGGUUGCUGUUUCUACUGUCACAGUCACUGGCAUUAAGAGCAAGGAAGUUAUUGCUGAAAACAGGAUACGAUUCCUAUCUUUCUUGGGUAUUGGAAAUGACAUCAGACAAUUUGCCUACGUCAUGUGUGUUGGCAAGCAGAAGUUCCAAUGUCAUGUGUUCAGCUGUGAGCACUCAGCAGGGGGUCUGGCUAAGUCAAUUGAGGCAGCUUGCAAGCUGAGAUACCAGAAGUGCCUGGACAACCGUCCCAAAGGCCACCAUCUGAUGUCAGAUCACUCCUAUGAUGGCAGGAACUGGGGCUGUGCCAUCAAGAGCGGAGUUCAAAAUCUCUUCAGUAAGCUGGGCAGACGAGGGCAGAAAGAGGCUCCCAUCAGUGCAGUGUAAAGUCACCGGUCAAGCAGACGGACGACAUCUAUGAGAGAAUUCACUGCUUAGGAGAAGAAGACAAAUAAUAAUCGUAACAUUUUGCGAUUUCUGAAGGUCAAUUAUGGACAUCCAUGAAAAUCAAAAACAGUGUUUGCUUCGACAAUGAAGUGUUUAUAAAGAAAUAAAUGUAUUCCGCAAACUGUGACAUGAUAAGACUUGCAAACGUUAAGAGUUUUAAAGAACAGGCAAUCUUUACUGUGUAUGCAAAUAUAUCUUAUUAGCUGUUAAAAAAAGGAUACCAAUUUUAAGCACAUCACUAGAUGGUGCAUUAAUUAUUUUACGUGUGCUAAAAAUAUCUCUAAUGGAACACCCUGUGUAUAUGAAUAUGUGUGUGUGUUUGAUGGAAGAUGGAUGAUCACUGCUGCUGGUUUACAAAAAACAAAAAAGUACUUGUGUUUCAAAAAUUAAGUGCUGAUAUUUUAUGUAAAGUUAAGAAGUUUGAUUUCGAAUCAAGAGCUCAUAAUUGAUGAUAAGAAUACAAUGUUAACUUUAUGCAAGGAUGUUGUCAGUUGAGGGCCAAGGGUUGCUGUGAUUCAAAUGUUGAUUUUUAUUUGGAUAAACUUUUCCUCUUAGACUGAGGAGAAAGUCUGAUCAUCACAAAGUGGAUAUGAAAGUGAUCCAUUUUGGAAAACCCCUGGGUGACAACGACACCUGCUGUGUAAGUUAAACAUUUAUUACCAUUUAAAAAUGGCAGUGGUUUCGAUUACAGUACCGAGGUCAUAUUUCUUCUUUUUUAACACACACACUGACUCCCUAGCUGCUGAAGAUAAUCAAGUUUUGAUUUCUUAUAACUUGGGCAUCUCUGUCCGUGCUGCAGACUUGCCAAAAUGCAUUCAAAGAUUAAAAACUCUGUAUAAUCUUUGGAAGUAAAACGUGAAAUUUUAAGCAGUGCAAUGUAAAAUAAGAAUAUUAUAGAGGGAUUUAUAUCGAUUUAUGAAAGGUAUUUGAAGGGACUGGUGAAAGUCCGGCUGCCACCCACCUAAAGACUGUCAGCCAAAGUCAGUAUCAGCUGAAAAGAAAUUAUUAUAUCGAUAAGAAUCGCACCGAAAUGUGAUACAGCCGUCCUAGUUACACUUUGUACUCACUUUGUAAAAUGUGCAAAUGAAAGAAACACAACUCAACUCUGUUAACCCUUUAAGAGCUAACAGAAAUUAAAAUUAACAUAUUUGGAACUAUCCAAUAUUCACUAAAAUCUUGUCACACAAAAUGUGAUAAUUCGAGCAUAAAUGUUUGGGCUCUGGUUUCGCAAAGAGCUCAGAUUGAUCUUGACUGUGAAUCAGUCUAUUAAUUGCUAAGCAAAGUGUGAUGUUUCAAUUGAAAAGCACUAUGGUAAAUACUGACAACUCGUCUUAAGGUUUGACAGGGCCCAAUUUUUUUGGGGGGGCUGCUUCACCACAAAAAGUAGCUAAGCACAACAAAAUUAUGCUUACUAGAAUAUGGUUACCAUCUCACAUAUACUAUCUGUGGGUGGUAGCCUGCUCAUUGUUACUAAGCAGCUCAACAAAACUGGGCCCUGAUAUGGAGUACACUGAGACAACAAACCUACGACAUUGAAAAGUAAAGUUGACCAAGCUGUCAAUACCGAUUGUCAAAAAGACAAAAGCUUUUGUCUUACUCAAAAACAACACACACUGCUUGGAUAAAAGCCUACCAUAUAUCAUUGUUUAUGAUAGCGUAGUGGCCCCUGACUACUUAUGACGCCAUUUUCAAAUGUAAUAAGCAGUGUAGCAAUAUGCUGAAUACAUGAUUUAUAAUUGGAUGCAAUUUCGAGCUGUUUUCACAUUGUGAAAUAGAUUUUUAUCAUGCCUGCCAUCUUGUUUAUUUUUGCACUAAAA
Molecule: messenger RNA, 4766 nt
Organism: Asterias rubens (European starfish)
Lineage: Eukaryota; Metazoa; Echinodermata; Asteroidea; Forcipulatida; Asteriidae
Product: amyloid-beta A4 precursor protein-binding family B member 2-like
Exons: 14
Coding region: 223-2889 (888 amino acids)
Biological process (GO): regulation of DNA-templated transcription
Cellular component (GO): nucleus; cytoplasm
Molecular function (GO): transcription factor binding; amyloid-beta binding
Source: RefSeq, a predicted model, not a curated record